Molecule: messenger RNA, 821 nt
Organism: Phytomonas sp. Hart1
Lineage: Eukaryota; Euglenozoa; Kinetoplastea; Trypanosomatida; Trypanosomatidae
Source: the annotation of a GenBank genome assembly
AUGAUACUAUUGUAUAAAUUAUUGGGGAAAAUCAUAUAUAUCUUUCUAUCAUUUUCUUAUUCUAGCGCUGAUGAUAUAAUUAUUCUGUAUAUAGUUGUUCUUGUGCUUUGCACUGUGAAUCUAAAAAAAAUCGUGCGGAAUCGAAAACAGAGAACUGUGGUAUAUACAUAUACGAAAGGAGUUCCCUUCAUUGAUCCUUUUUUUCUUUUCGUGGUUCCUUGUCGCGGCUUAAAUUUACGAUAUAGGCAUAACCAUUUUAUAAAGAUACUUCUUGCAACCUUUCUCUAUUAUUUUUCUACAUGUACCAAGCUGCUCGUGAUGGCACUUACACAUGCACAAUGCACGGUUGACGGCGUUGUGAAACAUAAUAGGCAGCAUGUCACUAUUGCAUUGUCACCACAGUGUCUUUAUGUCCAUUAACAGCAUGCUGCCUAGUGACGAUUUUAUGGGGUUUGAGAAUCCUCUUUCCGUUGUUUCCCAUGUAACGGGUGUGUGUUACAUUAUCACGGGGAUUAUUCUUUUAUGAGGUAUUUUCCAAGAGCACAGGCCAACGCCACAUUACGUGGUUGUUCUUGUUAGAGAGGUCCCGAACAGGAUUCCACUUCCAAGCUAGGAAGAAGGGAACAUAUCCCACAGGUCCUAAAAAGACAAAGUCUCCUUGGUUAGGGACCUGCGGCAUAUCUUGGUCUAGUUAUUGAAAGGAAGUAGAGUGAUUUAAUUGAUAAGCUGCAGGAAAUGUUUUGGAAUACCAUUUGUACAUUAUCUAUACAGUUAUAUUCACAACAUGGAAUACUAGCAGAGGCGCCUGUCCCUACACCAAA